AUGACAUCUUCAUAUCCUCCCGAGAUUUCGACAAAAGAAUCAGAACAACUUCUCGUAACCAUCAAAGAUUGGUCUAUAGCUCAUGGAUUGGCCGUAAGGCCUCCACCGACAUUUUUGUCUACAGAAGCAGAUCCUCACGGUGUCUUAGCGACUACUGCUCCAGUCACUCUCUUUCCAAGUCCUUUCCCUCGGAUAUGCUUUGAGCAAGCCAAAUCAGUCCAGAAAGCUUAUAAUCUCUUAUACGCAUCGAUUUCUCAAGAUGAGGCCUUUCUUAAAGAUAUCGUUCAAGAAAUCCUCGAAGUAGAUGACUUCAUUGCCGAACUUUGGCGUGUUCAUGUAAAAGUCAAGAGUGAAGGUUAUGUCCAGAAUCUUUCUUUGGGCCUUUUUCGAUCAGAUUACAUGGUUCAUCAGGAAACAUCGGAUGCAACGCCUACGAUUAAGCAGGUCGAAUUCAAUACUAUUGCUUCUUCAUUUGGAGGAUUAUCCUCCCAAACUUCACAAUUGCAUAAAUAUCUUUCCUUGGGUGAUUAUAGCCUUUUCAAUAAGGAUGCAACUAAAUCGCUGGAUCUCCCUGAGAAUACAAGUACCAGAUCAUUAGCAUUAGGAUUGUUAUCGGCUUUUGAACACUACAAGGGAGCCGCCCCCAACUCUGACUACGAUUACUGUACAAUCUUCUUGGUUCAAACACCAGAAAGAAAUAUCUUUGAUCAAAGACACCUUGAAUAUGAACUUCAAAAGCGCGGUGUACCAGUAUUUCGACUAGCAUUUUCAGAGGUUCUUACCCAUACCACAAUAGCUCAGACUCCAAAGAGAGAGUUGUUAUAUUCACCAUCAAGUAACCCCUCGAAGAAAUUUGAGGUUGCUGUUGUCUAUCUCCGUGCGGGAUAUGGUCCCCAAGAUUACACAACUGAAUCUGCUUGGGAGGGUCGUUUUCAAAUCGAGCGGUCAAAUGCAAUUAAAUGCCCAUCAAUUUUGACUCAAUUGGCUGGAGCCAAGAAAGUUCAACAAGUACUUGCUACACCAAGAACUCCCUCUACACCUUCAAUCCUAGAUCGCUUCGUCAAGACAAAUGACGCGGAUCUCGAGAAACUGGAAGAUACAUUUACAAACAUUUUCCCACUCGACGAAACUCCAGCAGGACUCGAAGCUCGUAAAAUCGCUGUCGAUCCAGAACGCUGUAACGGAUAUGUCCUGAAACCUCAACGGGAAGGCGGCGGUAAUAACAUCUACCGCUCCGCAAUCCCUCCGUUCCUCAAGUCUCUUCCAGAGUCUCAUUGGAAAUCCUUUAUCCUGAUGGAAAUUAUCACUCCUCCACCUGUUCACAACAUGAUUUUGAGAAACGGUGUUAUUGAAAAGGGUGGUGUAAUCUGUGAGCUCGGUAUUUAUGGAACAUGUCUAUGGGAUCAAACAACCUCGCAAAUUUUGCAUAACGAGGAAGCAGGAUACCUUCUCCGAACAAAGGGUGAUAAGAGUGAAGAGGGUGGUGUGGCUGCUGGUUUUGGGUCUAUGGAUAGUGUGGCUCUUGUUUAG
Messenger RNA from Botrytis byssoidea, 1530 nucleotides. RefSeq lists its product as uncharacterized. Gene Ontology annotation, cellular component: cytosol. The transcript is spliced from 4 exons. NCBI's taxonomy places the organism in Eukaryota, Fungi, Ascomycota, Leotiomycetes, Helotiales, Sclerotiniaceae. The coding region runs from base 1 to 1530 and encodes 509 amino acids. The record is from RefSeq and is a predicted model, not a curated record. Gene Ontology annotation, biological process: glutathione biosynthetic process. Gene Ontology annotation, molecular function: ATP binding; glutathione binding; glutathione synthase activity.